AUUUGGUUCGUGUUGCUUGAAGCUUGAAGCGCUUGCUUCCAGCAGCUCUUCCAGCCCUUUUAUGAGCAGCAUUGGUUGACAUACAUCCCUUCUCCCUUCUCUUGGCUCUUCUCUGCACCUUGCUCCUCCCCUUUCGCUCUCCUCACAAUUUCAAAAUCUUCCAACUCGAGAAAGCUCCAACGAACAAAUCAAAAGCUCAUCAAUUCUAUUUUAUUUUAAUAAACAAGAUGUUUCUCAAGGACAACAGCAUGAACUCCAGCAGCAAGCGCAGCCAAUCGAGCUCGGUGCGAUCCUCUACCGGCAGCAUGCGCAGCAGCAAGACCCAAGGUGAAGCCGUGGCCGCCAGGAUGCAACAGAUGAAUUCUCACGACAUGAUUGCCAUGCUGGAAAUGUAUGCGCAGCAAGACAAUGGCGAAGUUGCCUUUGAAGCCUUUCAAACUCUCAAGAAUUCCGAGUCUCCUGCCACCACUCCCAGCAGCAGUAGUAAAAGCAGCAGAAAAAGCGACAAGAAACGCCUGAUGCAGGGAAAGCGACCCGUUUGGCCUGCCUUUGGACGCACUCAUACUUCUUGAGCACAUCUUCCUCAUCUUUACUGAUCAUCUUACUGAUCAUCUUUCCCACAAACUCUACCAAUUUCCACUUUUUGUAACAUUAGAAUGACUUAUAUUAUACAUAUC
Molecule: messenger RNA, 677 nt
Organism: Seminavis robusta
Lineage: Eukaryota; Bacillariophyta; Bacillariophyceae; Naviculales; Naviculaceae
Source: the annotation of a GenBank genome assembly